This is a messenger RNA of Brugia malayi, 519 nucleotides long. RefSeq names its product ubiquitin-conjugating enzyme, putative. Gene Ontology annotation, molecular function: ubiquitin conjugating enzyme activity. The transcript has 5 exons. Lineage: Eukaryota; Metazoa; Nematoda; Chromadorea; Rhabditida; Onchocercidae. Gene Ontology annotation, biological process: ubiquitin-dependent protein catabolic process; protein polyubiquitination. The coding region runs from base 1 to 519 and encodes 172 amino acids. The record is from RefSeq and is a predicted model, not a curated record. Gene Ontology annotation, cellular component: nucleus.
AUGGCAACGAUAAAAUCAUCAGAAUCUAUUCCCGAGAAUGUAACCGCUCCUCAAACAUCAGUUAUUACUAAUUUAAGAAUUCAAAAAGAACGGGCACAAUUAGCACGCUCAAAACCAACAUAUAUUCAUGAUAUAAUCAGUCACAAUGAUAAUCAAAAACAAUGGGAUAUAAUGCUUUUGCCGCCUCGACCACCAUAUAAUAAUGGAAUGUUUCGAUUACGUAUAACUUUCCCGAGCGAUUAUCCAUUCAAACCACCGCAUCUAUGCUUUAUCACACCAAUUUAUCAUCCAAAUAUCGAUGAAAAAGGACAAAUGUGUUUAGCAAUUUUACAAUAUGAUAAUUGGAAACCGGGAACAAACAUUGAGAAUAUAAUACAAUCUUUGAUUUUUCUGCUCAACGAUCCAGAACCUGAACGUCCACUUCGUCAUCGAAUUGCUGAACAAAUUUAUAAGGAUAAGCAAAAAUUCUUAAGUAUGGCUGCUGAACAUACUAAGAGACAUGCUGAGAAAAAGCCAUGA